Messenger RNA from Colletotrichum tamarilloi, 240 nucleotides. RefSeq lists its product as uncharacterized. The transcript has a single exon. NCBI's taxonomy places the organism in Eukaryota, Fungi, Ascomycota, Sordariomycetes, Glomerellales, Glomerellaceae. The record is from RefSeq and is a predicted model, not a curated record. The coding region runs from base 1 to 240 and encodes 79 amino acids.
AUGGCACGAGCUCAGGGUCCAAGGAACCUUAUCUCAAAGUGCCCUGCCUUAUCAAUAGCCCAGAUUGCUCCGGAUCCGAUCCGGGGUUCAUCCGGGUUCCCGGGUCCCGGGACGGCGUUAGUGGAUACAUCUAACGGCAUUGUGGGCCCCGCCGUUGCCGACCCAAGUCGCACUCGAACAACGAUAAGUCCGGCCCGGUUCCGAGCCAUCGUUACACUGCAGACGGUGCUGGGACUUUAG